UUGUCUCUGACAUUUUGUGAUCACAAGACUUCUCCGUUUUGAGUUUUCUGUCAAGGCAGAAAUUGGAGAAAAAAAGGCCGUCCCUUUUGGGAUCUUCAGGUUAAACAGCUCCAAUUGACUCAAAAACUCCAUCAAGAUGAGAUACUUUCUGACUUACCUGUUUGUGCUGCUGUUGGCGCUCGCCAUACCCAUAUUUUCGUUGUACUACCUACUAACUGGAAAGGGUGAGCUGAUAAGUUUCGGAUGGUUCCUAGAGAAUACGUCCCCCUACAUGUGGGGAACGUUGGGAAUAGCGUUCGCCGUCGCUUUCUCAGUUGUUGGUGCUGCGAUGGGUAUUCACACCACCGGAGUGAGCAUAGUAGGAGGUGGUGUCAAAGCCCCAAGAAUUAAGACCAAGAACUUGAUCUCCGUUAUCUUCUGCGAGGCUGUGGCUAUUUACGGUUUGAUUACAGCUAUCGUGCUUUCUGGUAUGCUAGAACAGUAUAAAGAACCAUUCUUGGAUAUUGCCAUCAAGCAACAGAAUUGGAUGGCUGGUUACGUGAUGUUUGGUGCUGGAUUGGCUGUCGGACUCGUAAACUUGUUCUGCGGUAUCUCUGUAGGUAUUGUUGGCUCUGGAGCUGCACUCGCUGAUGCUGCCAAUGCUGCCCUCUUCGUUAAGAUUCUCAUUGUAGAAAUCUUUGGGUCAGCUAUUGGUUUGUUCGGACUUAUUGUCGGUAUUUACAUGACAUCAAAAGUCAAAAUGGGCAACCAGUAACUUAAGAAGAAAGUUAUACUUGAAAAUAAGAUGUAAUAAAGCACUGGACUCUCCCGCCCUUACCUUGACCUGGAAAAUCUGCCGCUGCCAGUGCUUAAUACAAAUAUUUAUCUAAAAAAGCAACUUUAAGCUUUGAAGUUUUCAAUAAGUGUUGGACUUGUAUACUUCUGAAUUUCUGUUUUGUUGAUGUGUAACUAUAUUUUGUUUGAUAACUACUGUUUGCAAAAUAUCUGGUCUUAGCACAAGCUGUAAAAAUAUUUUGUUAUAAGAAAAAUACCAAUUAUUUUAAUAUUAUACCUAAAGAUAUAUUAUUAUUUUAAGUUGAGUCGUCCAUAAAGAAAUAUUAACAAUACACAUGGAAUGCAAAUUCAUAGUCAACGAUAAAACAUUUUUUUAAAUUAUAUGACUUGACUUUUAAUGUGCUAAGAAUAAGAUAUUUUAUCUGUAUAAUAUUGGAGUGCUUUAGACUACUUCAAACCAAUAGAAUAUGUAUUUUAAAUAUCAUAUCACAGUGUCCUGUCAAAAAAUUGACUAGAUAUAUUGUGCAUUACAUGUGAUUUAAGUCAUCAUAAAUUAUUUAUCAAUGUUACCAAGUAACAAAUAUAUUACUUUAAAUUAAUGCACUGGUAUAUGUAGUCAUUUUGUUAAGGCUUAAACAUUCCAUGAAAUGUUAAUACAACAUUUGUGAAAGCUUUGAUUGGUAAUAGCCUGUGUAUAUAAAUAAAUGACACUUAAUAUUUUCCUAUUGAGAUUUCAGUCAUUUUCAUGUUUAAAGUAACUUUUGUCUGUUUACUAAAGGUUAUUCCUAUACAUACUAUAUUUAAUAUUAAAGUUUAAUAACUCAAACAAAAUUUUGUUGAGUGUCAGUUAUAAUUUAUGUUCAGUUUAAUUAAAGAAUUUUCAAGUAACACUUUCUUUUUUUGAAUUAAUGUGUAUUUUUUAUGAAAUUAUUUCAAUUUGUAAAUAUUAGUUUGCUUCCUCUUAUAUUAAUGAGAUACACACUAAUUUAUUGUAUAUGUAAAUUCAUAUCCAUAUUAACUUAAAUUAGAUGUUAUGUGAAUGCCGUACAUUGUAAACGAGAAACGACCAUCCCUUGGCACGCAAUGUGACCAUAAUAAAUUAUCGAGAAAGUAUUAUAUGGUAUCAGCCUGAGUACUAUUUACUGAUGCGUUUAUAAGUUAAACAUUUGUGCAAAUGUAGAUAUUAUGUAUGUUGAUGAAUAAAUAGAUAAAAGUUUUA
Messenger RNA from Vanessa tameamea, 1993 nucleotides. It is a transcript of the gene VhaPPA1-1, whose product is annotated as V-type proton ATPase 21 kDa proteolipid subunit c''. Gene Ontology annotation, biological process: proton transmembrane transport. The coding region runs from base 137 to 754 and encodes 205 amino acids. The transcript is spliced from 2 exons. Gene Ontology annotation, molecular function: proton-transporting ATPase activity, rotational mechanism. NCBI's taxonomy places the organism in Eukaryota, Metazoa, Arthropoda, Insecta, Lepidoptera, Nymphalidae. Gene Ontology annotation, cellular component: proton-transporting V-type ATPase, V0 domain; membrane. The record is from RefSeq and is a predicted model, not a curated record.